CGAGCGCUAUAUCCCUCCUCUCCGUCCCCGACUGUUACGUAUCUCCAAACGACAACCUUCGCUUUCUCCCUUCUUUCUCGUUUCACCACGCCACCGCAGAACAGAGUCACAGCCAACACUGCUCGGAUAUCACAGGCAGCUGCCGCAGCUCUGCUGCUCUUCUUCCUUCAUCUCCUUUCCUCUGUGGGUCCUCGUCAAGUCAAUCGCUCUCUGUCUCUCUGUCUCUCUGUCUGUCUGCCCUUCUCAGAGGUUUUAGUGUUUGGGUCCCCGAAGAUGACUACUAUGGAGAGCUUGAUAGGACUGGUUAACCGGAUACAGAGGGCUUGCACGGUGCUUGGAGACUACGGCGGCGGCGAUGGCGCCUUCUCUUCGCUCUGGGAAGCUCUUCCUUCCGUCGCCGUCGUCGGGGGGCAGAGCUCGGGGAAAUCUUCAGUUCUGGAGAGUAUUGUUGGGAGAGACUUUCUGCCCCGAGGAUCCGGAAUUGUGACAAGGCGUCCAUUGGUUCUGCAACUUCAUAAGACGGAGGAGGGAGCACCUGAGUAUGCUGAGUUUCUUCACCUUCCCAAGAGGAGAUUCACUGAUUUCUCUGCUGUGCGCAAGGAAAUACAGGAUGAAACUGAUAGAGUUACCGGGAAGACAAAGCAGAUAUCUCCUAUCCCCAUCCAUCUCAGUAUAUAUUCUCCAAAUGUUGUCAACCUGACCCUGAUUGAUUUGCCGGGUUUGACGAAAGUUGCUGUUGAGGGGCAACCUGAAAGUAUCGUGCAAGACAUCGAAACGAUGGUUCGAUCCUAUGUUGAGAAGCCUAAUUGUAUCAUACUAGCAAUAACUCCAGCUAAUCAAGAUAUUGCGACAUCAGAUGCAAUAAAGCUUGCUAGGGAAGUGGAUCCUACAGGGGAUCGAACAUUUGGAGUGCUGACUAAGCUUGAUCUAAUGGAUAGAGGAACUAAUGCACUGGAUGUUCUCGAAGGAAGAGCUUACCGGUUGGUACAUCCUUGGGUUGGAAUUGUAAAUCGUUCACAAGCUGAUAUAAAUAGAAAUGUAGACAUGAUUGUAGCAAGACGGAAAGAGCGUGAGUACUUUGCCACCAGUACUGACUAUGGCCACUUGGCUAGCAAAAUGGGCUCGGAGUAUCUUGCAAAGCUUCUGUCAAAGCACCUGGAGUCUGUUAUUAGGGCACGCAUACCAAGCAUUACAUCCUUGAUUAAUAAAAGCAUCGAUGAGCUUGAAUCAGAACUUGAUCAUCUUGGAAGGCCAAUUGCUGUUGAUGCUGGGGCUCAGUUAUACAUGAUUUUGGAGCUUUGUCGUGCAUUUGACAAGAUCUUCAAGGAGCAUCUAGAUGGGGGCCGACCUGGAGGUGACCGUAUUUAUGGAGUUUUUGACAAUCAGCUCCCUGCUGCCCUGAGAAAGCUUCCUUUUGAUCGGCAUCUCUCCGUCCAAAACGUCAGAAAAGUGGUUUCCGAGGCUGAUGGUUAUCAGCCUCACCUAAUUGCACCGGAACAAGGUUACAGACGGCUAAUUGAAGGGUCUCUAAAUUACUUUAGGGGCCCAUCUGAGGCCUCAGUGGAUGCUGUCCAUUUUGUCUUGAAAGAACUCGUAAGGAAAUCAAUAGCAGAAACACAGGAGUUGAAGCGAUUCCCAAGUCUUCAAGCUGAAAUCGCUGCUGCAGCUGGUCAAGCUUUGGAAAAAUUCCGUGAGGACAGCAAGAAAACUAUCAUUCGAUUGGUGGACAUGGAGUCCUCAUACUUGACAGUGGACUUCUUCCGUAGACUUCCACAGGAAGUGGAGAAAGGAGGAAACCAGAGUGCCUCUAACGUGGACAGAUACACAGAAGGGCAUUUCCGGAGGAUAGCAUCGAAUGUGUCUUCUUACAUUGGCAUGGUGUCUGAGACACUCAGGAGCACAAUCCCUAAGGCUGUUGUCCACUGCCAAGUUAGAGAAGCUAAGCAUUCACUGCUAAAUCACUUCUACACCCAAAUUGGGAAGAAAGAGGCGAAGCAGUUGGGACAAUUGUUGGAUGAAGACCCAGCACUGAUGGAGAGGAGGCAGCAGUGUGCAAAAAGGCUCGAGUUGUACAAGUCAGCGAGGGACGAGAUCGAUUCUGUUUCAUGGGCUCGGUGAUGGAGAUGAAUGACUCUCUCUCUCUCUCUCUCUCUCUAUCUCACUGUUCAUUUGGAACCCUUCCAAAUGAUUCGUCUUUCUGUAAACAAUCCGAUUUGUUGUUUGUAUAUCUGUCAUUAAUUUUAUUCACAAUGUGUGUCUGGGGCGUGGGGGAUGACGUAUCUUAACGAUAUAAUUGGUCACAGCGAUGUUUGUAUAAUUAUGAUGAGUAGGAUGAACGUCUCUUGAUAAUUAUUAUGAUGGGCAUUGACCAUGUUGUCUGAUUAAGCAGAUACGACAAGGAGAUAUGAGUUGAAGAGGUUUGGAUGUAGAAUCUGAGGGAUGUUUAAUACCCUA
Punica granatum (pomegranate) is the source of this 2454-nucleotide messenger RNA. The record is from RefSeq and is a predicted model, not a curated record. Lineage: Eukaryota; Viridiplantae; Streptophyta; Magnoliopsida; Myrtales; Lythraceae.